AUGUCUUUAGUAAGAAAGAUUGUAAAACCUGAAGGAAUUCCUAUCACAGAUCUUGAACGUACAGUUGCUCAGGCUCUUUUUGAUUUAGAAACGGUUCCAGAUUUAAAACGGGAACUUCGUCCAUUACAAAUUGUUGCAGCUCGAGAGGUUGAUGUGGGACGUGGGAAGAAAGCAAUUAUUAUUUUUGUUUCACCUUCUUUACUUAAAUUGUAUCAUAAGAUUCAACCACGAUUAGUUAGAGAAUUGGAGAAAAAGUUUUCUGAUAGACAUGUUGUUUUUGUUGGUCAACGACGUAUUAUUCCUAAACCAGGUCGAAGAAGUCAUCAAAAACAGAAACGUCCACGAUCACGAACAUUAACAUCUGUUCAUGAAAAAAUUUUGGAAGAUUUAGUAUUUCCUGCUGAAAUUGUUGGUAAAAGGAUACGGGUAUGUAUGGAUGGGAAAAGGAUUCUUAAAGUUUUCUUGGAUAAUAAAGAUGUUGCCUCAAUUGAUUAUAAGUUGGAUUCGCUUCAGAAUAUUUAUAAUAAAUUAACAUCUCGCCAAGUUGUGUUUAGUGUUCAAGAAAUGGGAUUGUAAUAUAGAAAAUGCUAUAUUUUUGUAAAAUUUUUUAAUGUUUUGA
Pneumocystis murina B123 is the source of this 619-nucleotide messenger RNA. RefSeq lists its product as hypothetical. The record is from RefSeq and is a predicted model, not a curated record. Lineage: Eukaryota; Fungi; Ascomycota; Pneumocystomycetes; Pneumocystales; Pneumocystaceae. The transcript is spliced from 4 exons. Gene Ontology annotation, biological process: rRNA processing; translation; ribosomal small subunit biogenesis. Bases 1 to 576 code for a protein of 191 amino acids. Gene Ontology annotation, molecular function: structural constituent of ribosome. Gene Ontology annotation, cellular component: small-subunit processome; ribosome; cytosolic small ribosomal subunit.